This is a messenger RNA of Phymastichus coffea, 1564 nucleotides long. Its product is annotated as N(G),N(G)-dimethylarginine dimethylaminohydrolase 1. The transcript is spliced from 5 exons. The coding region runs from base 348 to 1154 and encodes 268 amino acids. Gene Ontology annotation, molecular function: dimethylargininase activity; amino acid binding. The record is from RefSeq and is a predicted model, not a curated record. NCBI's taxonomy places the organism in Eukaryota, Metazoa, Arthropoda, Insecta, Hymenoptera, Eulophidae. Gene Ontology annotation, biological process: positive regulation of nitric oxide biosynthetic process; arginine metabolic process.
UUGCGUGAGUGUAUGCGCUAUAAACACGUUGUAACGUAUGUGUUCUGACGUAUAUAAUCUAGGAGCAUGUAUGUACGGUCGCGACUCGACUGUCAAGGGAAACAAAAUAGACUAUAGCCACUAUAUAUAAAGUAGCGACAAAUAAAAGUGAGCCCCGGUAGUGACACUGUACAGUAUUCUAUAGGAUACGCUGAGGAAAGAGCGUUAACAAGGAUCCAGAAAAGAGCGCGUGUGCGCGGUUGCUGAUUGGGAUUGAUCCUGCAAGGCAGCUACGGAGCAGUCAGUGAAAUUUUAGCCACGUUAAGAACUCAAAGCUACGUAGUUUGGCUAAAAAGUAAGAAAGAGGCAUGUCGGUGCGUUACACGCACGCGGUGCUAUGCCGGAUUCCGCAGUCGUUACGCAGUCGGGGCGAUGUACAGCUGGACGAGGCUCGAAAGCAGCACCAGGCGCUGGCUCAGCAACUGCGCGAGCUCGGGAUCGAUGUCGUUGAGAUGCCACCGGAUGAAAGCUCGCCCCUCUGCGUCUUCGUCGAGGACACGGCUGUUGUCUGCAAUGGCAUUGCCCUUAUCGCUCGACCCAAUGAACCAUCCAGACUUCGAGAGAUUGAAAUAAUAAGAGCAGUUUUUAAAAAAGAAUUGGAUAUUCCAUUAAUUGAAAUGGCUGAUAAAAGUGCACGUUUAGAUGGUGGAGAUGUCUUAUUUACAGGAAGGGAAUUUUUUGUUGGGUUAUCACAAUUCACAAAUGAAGCUGGAGCAAGAGCAGUUGCUGCAGCUUUUCCAGAGUAUCCUUGUGCUCCUAUAAAGGUAGCUGAAUCUAAACGUCUCAAAGCUUUAGUGACAAUAGCCGGACCUGAUGUCAUUUGUGUUGGUGCUGGAAAAGAAUCACAAGAAGUGCUUAAAAGGAUUGAAAGAGAAGCGACCUAUACUUAUCAAACUUUGACUGUUCCCGAAGAUGAAGCAGCCAACGUUUUAUAUGUUAAUGGCACUCUUAUUCAUCGAGCAAAUGAUGAAAUACCUCAAUCAAGUAAAGUUUUUGAUGAAAAAGUCGAGUUUUCUACAAAAUCAUUAGCGAUUUCUGAACUUGCAAAAGUUAGCUCUGGAUUAACUUCUUGUUGUUUAUUAAUACGUCGACCACGACACAUAAGAAAUAUUUAAGCAUAAUAAGCUAAUAGCUCAGAUUUGACUACGAAUAUUGCUUUAGAUGAAUUCAAAAUUCAUCUUGCUAUUAAAAAAAAGAGAUUGAAUUCUAUUAUUGCUUAGAAUUGCCAAUAACUUGAUUUCCAGUCAUUUUAAUGAUUGGUAAAUCAUUAUUAUAAUAAGUAAAUUACUCAAACUCAUUAUUACACUGAAAUGUCAAUAAUAAUAUUGUUAUUAAAGUCUCAAUGAGUUAAUGACUUACAAAAGAAAUAUUGAUAGAGUUCUUACAACUUUAAUUAAAGUAUAUAUUGCAACCUUUUAGUUUUGAAAUUUUGAAGAUAUUUAUUUUUUUUUAAUUACUGUAAACAAAAAAGUAAUAAAUUGCAAAAUCAUUUAACAGAUGUAUCGACAAUAUUAACAAAACUGUA